This is a messenger RNA of Magallana angulata, 1458 nucleotides long. RefSeq lists its product as uncharacterized. Bases 1 to 1458 code for a protein of 485 amino acids. The record is from RefSeq and is a predicted model, not a curated record. The transcript is spliced from 4 exons. NCBI's taxonomy places the organism in Eukaryota, Metazoa, Mollusca, Bivalvia, Ostreida, Ostreidae.
AUGCGUUUAAACAUUGAAAUGAGGGAAUGUGCCAGUCUUGUGGUGAUCAUAUGGAUUUUGAUGAAAGUACAUCCAACGUCCAGCUACAGUAGUGCAAAAUAUAUCUGGCCGCUUACUGACUCGACUUUCAAUUACGAGAUAACAUCCUCUACACCAGGAAACUACACUCAAUGUGGAUUUCACUUCGAUGGUAACCAUCCUUCGUUUUCCGGAAUCCCGUUAAAGUUAGACGCCUACAGUUUUCCCUUCAUAGAGAUAAACAUUGGCGAAUACCAUGAUUUCAAAGACUUUUCUUUUGCGAUGUCCGUUCAUAUUUCUGGUUCUACGGGUUGUAUAUUCCAUUUCAAAUCCAUGACUUCACCUGGUACCAUCACGGACGUCAGUGUGUGUAUUGACGGUACAACGUUGACAAUGGAAUUGUUACCAGACCCUGGAGCCCUCGCUCCUUCCCACUCCGUACCAUCGCUCCAAGGGCAGUGGGUCAUGAUACAGGCAGGGCGAAGUCAGUCAUCCUCUGAGAUGAAAUUCAUUGUAAGCACCGCCGCCGGUCUAAUUAAUCUCACAAAGACAUCCGAUUCAUAUGGUUCUAAUGUCAAAUUGGGCUUGCCCGGAAUUCUUCGGAUCGGAGCGAAGCAUGACAACAGCAUGGCGCUAUCUAUGAUGGUCACUUGCAUUACCAUGUACUCUGUAACUACAAAUACUGGAAGUGACGUCGGUUCGAUCGAAAAUCAAUGCAAAUCGCCACCAUCGGUAUCAGGUCUACCUACCACUUCCUCAACUGGAUGUCCAUUUCUCACCACUCAGUUUCAAACUACUCCGCAAGCAACCAGUCCCAUUUCAACAGAGAUGACAUCACAGUCGACACAAACAACCAAUCCCAUUUCAACAGAGAUGACAUCACAGUCGACACAAACAACCAAUCCCAUUUCAACAGAGAUGACAUCACAUCAAAUCUCGACAGAAAUAACAACACCAAUGUCACAAACAACCAAUCAGAUAUCGACAGAGAUGACAUCACAGACAUCGCAAACAGCCAAUCAGAUAUCCACAGAGAUGACAGCAAGUGUAACGAGUACAUCAUUUACAACACAGACGGUUUUGACAACGGAAACACAAUCCACCCAGUUUACGACCAUGGCAGUGACGGCGGAGACUAAUACUUUAACCGCACAAUGCAAUCGAGCAGAGUUGGGGUCUUCUCCACAAAAGAGAAGUGGAUCUUUCAUUCGUGUGAAAGAAAACGAAAUGUUCAAUGAUCCAGACAAUCUUAUUGGAAGUGUGAGCGUAGGUAACAAGGAAGAGUGUGCUGUGGCUUGUUUUGAAGUUGACGAUUGCUUGUCGUUUUUGUACAGGUAUAAUACUGGCGGACCAUCUCCUUGUUCUUUAUUCAAAACUCUUACUCCGUCCAACGGAACUCAUAUGUUGAAUAGUCAUCUUUAUGUUGUGAAGUGUCAGUGA